Molecule: messenger RNA, 996 nt
Organism: Nematocida homosporus
Lineage: Eukaryota; Fungi; Microsporidia
Product: choline/ethanolamine kinase
Exons: 1
Coding region: 1-996 (331 amino acids)
Biological process (GO): phosphatidylcholine biosynthetic process; phosphatidylethanolamine biosynthetic process
Cellular component (GO): cytoplasm
Molecular function (GO): choline kinase activity; ethanolamine kinase activity
Source: RefSeq, a predicted model, not a curated record
AUGCAAGAGAAACGAGAGAAGAAAGCACGAGGAAUAGCCAGAAAGGCUAUUCUCAGAACAGCUCGACUACUUGGGUGCAACGAAAAGGAUCUAACGGCCGAAAAAGAAGCACUAGGGUACACCAAUGCCGUCUUCAAAGUCACCAAAGGCACUCAGCGUUAUCUCUACAAAGAGUAUAGCCAGAAAGAUCACCAGGAAAACACCGAACUCGAGUGGCAGAAGUUCUUUCAAUUUCCGCCUAUUCUCUUUGUUUCCCCCGAAUACCGGAUUGACGAGUACAUUGAGCAUUUUAAUAUGAGCCGUAAAAUGGUUAGAGAUAAGGACGUUCUAAUCAAACUGGCCAAAGAGAUAGGAAGGUUUCACAAGACAGUACCACCAGAGCAAAUGGCCGAGCCCUUUCUAGAUUUAAUAAAGAAGACCCGCGAGCGAGUCAGUAAGCGGCUGAGGAGUGAUCGCUUUGUCGAUAUUUGCCAGAAGAUAGAAGGCAAAAUUCAGAGCCUAUUAGAUAGCAGUUUAUUUUUCAAUCGGCCGUGUUUAUGCCAUAAUGAUAUCCAAUUUGGCAAUAUUUUGGUUCUACCCGAUAAGACUCUUAAACUGAUUGAUUUUGAGCACGUAGCUCUAAACUAUCCAACGGUUGAGAUCGCCAAUUUAUUCAAUGAAAUGAACACUAAUUACCAAAGAAAAGGGGCGCCAGUCUCGACUAAGUCACUACUUUCGCCCGAGCUCGAGCGUUUGUUUAUCUCAGAGUAUUUGAAAGAAGUAAAGGCCAAGUGUUCAGUUGAUGAUUUUCUGAGCGAAGUGGAGAGGAUGAAAUGCAUUCCACAAUACUAUUGGAUUCUUUGGGCGAUAAACGAGUAUUUAGGGAGGAGUAAUUCUAAGGGAAGUUUUGACUACUUCACAUUUAUGUCCCACCGACUCGACUUGUUGCAUAAACACAAACUAAUCACUAUAACCAGUAGCAAGGAGAUUAAAAAGGCAGUAUUAUACAGUCUUUGA